Myripristis murdjan (pinecone soldierfish) is the source of this 4059-nucleotide messenger RNA. It is a transcript of the gene fam151a, whose product is annotated as family with sequence similarity 151 member A. The record is from RefSeq and is a predicted model, not a curated record. NCBI's taxonomy places the organism in Eukaryota, Metazoa, Chordata, Actinopteri, Holocentriformes, Holocentridae. Bases 1 to 2001 code for a protein of 666 amino acids. The transcript has 14 exons.
AUGCAGAGCACACUUAUCACCCCUCUGUCAACAGCACUGCUCUUCUCUGAUCGCAAGGAGUUUGUUGAGACUACAUUUCUGUGCCUAGUGGACGAGACACCAACCAGGGAGAGGAUGGAAGAGGGAGACAACAGUCAGAGAGAGGAAAAUGGGACUGGAGGCAUGGAAGAAAUGCAGAACAGGGUGAAGCAGCCGGCGGAGUCUGACCGUCGAGAUUCAUACUCAGAAAAGGAGAAGGAGCAGAGAGUUUAUCUGCGCUGUCUCACUAGAAAACAGCUGCUGGUGAUGUCUGCGGCAGUGGGACUGACCCUGCUCCUCAUCAUCAUCAUCACUGUCACUGCCGUCGUGGUCUCCAACAAGUCAGGUUCCCCGGGUCCUCUUCCCUCAUUUCCUACUGAUGGAGACAUGCUGGAUUUCCUGGUUGAGACGGGUGAGAUCAGCGCGGCUGACGGUCUUCUGGCUACCUGGUACCACCGAGCCAACAACAAGUCUGAAAUGAACAAGGCUCUAGCAAGUGAUGUAAUGAUCCUGGAAGCUGAUGUCAACAUGGACAGGCCUCAAACACCCAAUCAAAAGCCAGUCCCUAUCAUGGCCCACCCCCCUGCCGUUCAGAGUGACAACACUCUGGACCAGUGGCUGGACGCUGUGCUCCAGUCCAGAAAAGGUAUAAAGUUGGAUUUUAAGUCUCUGGCCUCAGUGGGUCCAUCUCUGGAGCUGCUGAGUGAAAAGAACAGAAGCAGAGGCAUUGACAGGCCUGUGUGGCUCAACGCAGACAUACUGACAGGACCAAAUGUCCCAGACUUCAUCCCGCCUGUCAACGGAACCGGUUUCCUUCACUUGAUCCAGGAGAAGUUUCCAGAUGUGACUUUGUCUCCUGGAUGGAAGGUACUCUACUCUCCAAUUUCACCUGCGACCUACACAAGAUCAAUGGUGGAGGAGAUGUAUGACAUGAUCAGAAAUGUUCAGCAAAAGGUGACGUUUCCUGUCCAUGCCAUGUUGGUUCGCCGUAGUUGGCAACAUUUCAGUUGGCUGCUCAGCCAAUCGUCACGGUUCAGUCUCACCUUAUGGCAGGGAUCAAUUCAUCCCAAUGUCAGUGACCUGCUCUUCGUCCGCGACAACAGCCACCCCGCCAGAGUCUACUACGAUAUAUAUGAGCCGACGCUGUCAGCGUUUAAACAGGCAGCAAGGCAACAAGGCCGUCUGAGGCGAUUCUAUCCCGGAGGAGACCUGAUGACGUAUUUCUACCACACCGGCAGCUCAGAUGCUGAUUUCCUGUCCCGAGGCAACCACCUAGAAUCACCAGGCAGUGACAGGGACAGGGACAGGGACAGCCUGGCCAUCCACUGGUCCACAGUCACUGACAGAGCCUCCCUGAUGGCUCAGCUUUCAGCCGGUGGCGGUGGCAUGCUGCUGGUUCGGGUGCGUUCUGACAGCGACCAGCCCGCCGUCCCUCUGGUGGAAGGCUCUGGCCAAACCUCCGACCUACUCACACUGCAGGACUUGUUGGAGCUGGUUGGGUCGAGGACUGAUGCCUCCUGGGGUGUUUACCUGCGAGUUCAGACCCAGCAGCUUCUGGAAGCUUCCCUCAGGCUGCUGGAUGAAGCCUACAGCAGAGAGCAGCUCUACAGGCCUGUCUGGAUCGGCAUGGAGGCUCCACACAGCCGCUACAAUACACAGGAGUUUGUAUCCGCAGUAGAGAGGCUUUUCCCUUAUGUCACCCUCGUCCUAACAGAGGACAGCUGGCCUCCUCAGAUCCCAACAGCAGUGAGAGGCUUGUCUCAGCGACUGGCUCUGCAUCUGAAAGCUCAGUCACUACCCAGCCAAGAGGAAGUGCCUAACAUGCAAAUGACGGGCAGAUAUGACUUAAUAGUGGAGGAGGAGAAGGAGGAGAGAAGAGAGGAAGACAGAAAGAGCAGUGCUGAAGCUUUAUCAGGCUUCAAAGAGCGUGUGACGCAGCAUAUGGGGAGAACUGACUCAAGGCUCUAUGUUAUAUCUCACUAAUCUACAGCCACCAGUCAUGGCAAGACAUCAAUCAAGUGUAAACCACUAUGGAGACUAAUUAAGAUGUCAGUCCAGAACAACACUCAAAACCUACUGACAGAUCUAAAAACUGGCAUGUGCUACAUCAGGAAUGAUUAGUUUCCGGAGGUGACGAGGUGAAUUUUCCUGCCCAUGCCGUUUUGGUCCACCGUGGUUGGCAACAUCUUAGUUGGCUGUUCAGCCAGUCACCUCUGUGACAAGGACAAAUUCACACUGUCUAAUCACUCAAAAGGAACAGUUGGCCCACUAUUUAUCCUCACAUAGAAACCAUGUAAGUAUAGCUACAAGCAGGGGCACCACCACAAAUUUUGGGCCCCACCAACCCUGUGCAAUUGCUGUAACCACACCUCAAGAGGCCAACCAACCCAUCCAAAGCUUUAAACAACUUACUUUAAAUAAUACUUUUGUGGGAUUGCAACUCUCUUGUCCAGUACUUACUGUGGGAUAUUUAUUGACAGUGAGCUGUGAAAAUAUGACAUUGUGUAAACAGUGGAAUUCACCAUUUAAUGCUUGACUCACACCGUCUAGGCCAUCUUUUACAUUCUAAAUGUAAUUUUAAUUGUAUUAUUCCUGAACGGAAAAUUCUCUUAAUAUUAAUGAAUAACUUUAAAUAAAUAACCUAAAUAUCCAUUAACCUUUUUGGUUAAGGUAAAUAUGUAAUCUUUUAUGGAAUGAUAUAACACACAAAAGAAAAGUUAAAGUGGAAAUGAAGAAUGGAAAUGGAAAUGAAAAGGCCUGAUGGUGGCGCUAAAGGAGAGGUCAAGUGGUCACCAAAAAAAUAGUUUUUUUCCACUUGGGGUUUUGAUUGUGCACAACAACUUUUAUGGCAAUCCAGCCAUGAAUUCUCAUCCCAUCCUAACCCAAAACGAACACUGUAGGACUACUCGACUACAAAACCAAGUUAUUGAAACAGCAUAUGUUUAAGUAUGGUUCUGUCCCUAGCUUUUUGAUCAUUAUAAACGGUUUCCACUGUAUUACCUUUAGUGGGGUGAUUUUGGCUGAUGAAAAUGCUGAGUGGCUACUAGCCACUCGCCCCAGUGGGUGAGCCACAAGAUUGUCAAGCCCUGAUCAUGUCUAAUGCAGAAAUGGAACAUCUGUGGGAACAUUCACUUAAACAUUUUCCAGUAUGUAUAGUAUAGUAUAGUAUAGUAUGGUAUGUAUAGUAGCCUAUAGUAUGGAGAAUGGAGUAGCUGGUGUGCUGCCGCAGGCCAUGCGGUCCCUGUAUAACCGCAGUGAGAGCUGUGUCCACGCUCUUGGCAGUGAGUCAAGCUUGUUUCCAGUGGGUGUUGGACUCCGACAGGGCUGCUCCUUGUCUCCAAUUCUGUUUGUGAUCUUCAUGGACAGAAUUUCAAGGCGUAGUCGGGGUGUGGAGGGUGUCCAGUUUAGUGACCACAGGACUGCAUCCCUGCUCUUUAAAUAAAUAGGAAUAUAAUAAAUAGCAAUAAGCUGAAAUGACAUGUUGACCUUGAGUGGCCCAGAUUUCCCUUUGGAAAUAUGUAGAAUGACUUGUGGUGAACAGACACUCCCCAUAUACCGAGCAGGAGUUUGCAAAUGUCAGAGGAAGAGCUGGGGAAUACCAAAAUCCAGAUAUACUUGAGCAAAUACAGACAAAUGUAAGAUGUCUAAGAUGUUAUCACUGCCAAAGGUGCUUCACAGCAGCCAUUUUGCCAUGAAGUCGUGGUUAAACACAGGCGCAUGCACAUUACAAGAUAUAGAGGUCAAGGUGGUUGCUUGCUUUUCCAAGGGUGGCAGUGCUGCCAGGUCUGUAUAACUGUAGGGAAAGUAUUUAAGAUGAAAUGCUUCCAAAAAUAUCAUCUUCCACUUUUGUCAUCCAGUCUGUAUUCCAUUCCUCCAGCUACUGUAUCAGGCUACUGGGAAAAUAACAAGUGCAGGACAGUUUCAUAAUGAAAAGCUGAAAGAGAACACACCUGUCAACAGCAUCUGUAGGCCAAAUGCUCUGAGUACGGGUGAAUGCACAGUUUGAUGUGAAACUUUCACUUUUCAAAGCAGUAGUAGACA